Messenger RNA from Caenorhabditis bovis, 1224 nucleotides. The record is from the annotation of a GenBank genome assembly. NCBI's taxonomy places the organism in Eukaryota, Metazoa, Nematoda, Chromadorea, Rhabditida, Rhabditidae.
AUGGAAGAUGAUCAAGAAUAUGUAAAGCUAAAUGUCGGUGGAGCAUUAUUUCAGACAACAUUGGCUACUCUUAAAAAGCAGGAUACAAUGUUGAGAGCAAUGUUUAGCGGGCGAAUGCAGGUAAAGCGUGAUGAUCAAGGAUGGGUUCAUAUUGAUCGAAAUGGACGACAUUUUGGACUGAUUCUCGAUUAUUUGAGGGAUGGAAGUGUACCGUUGCCUGAUUGCAAAAUGGAAGUUGAACAAAUUCGAAAUGAGGCGAUAUUCUUCCUCGUUCAAGGACUUCAAUCGGAAUGCGAAGAAUGGAUUCAACAACAGACGCUGAAAGCAGCUCAUCGUGAUGAUAGUGUGUGCUCCAUAAUGACUGUAACCUCGAAAGAAGAAGCCGAUCGCGUAAUAGCAACUUCUAAUAAACCGACUAUAAAGCUUCUUCUUAAUCGUCAUAAUAACAAAUUCUCAUAUACAGCCCAAGCUGAUGACCAUUUUAUGAAAAAUUUAGAACUAUUCGAAAGACUUGCCGUGAAGUUUCAUCAUCGAAUAUUUUUUGUUAAAGAUAAUGGAUAUGAUUCUCCUGAAGUUUGUCAAUGGCAAUUCUAUGGUGAUGGAGUUUUAAGAGGGCAAGUUUGCUGUACUUCAAUAGUCUACGCUCCUGAUCGAAAACAGACAAAGAUGAUUCACGCGAUUGCAAGAAGAACACUUUCAAAUUGUCGUGGAAUUGUUUCAAGGUUAUCAUCAACUUUCUCGAAAUUGCCAGAGUUUGAAGAAGAAUAUUACGAAGAUCAUUUGGAAGAAUCCACGACACAACAGAUUGAAAAAAUAACUCCAUCGACGUCGUCUGAUUCAAACCUUGAAAAUGUCGUAAAAACUUUGAAUGAUCAGAAGGCGAAAGAUGUGGUCGUCGUAGACACAAACCAUUUAUUGUCGCCUUAUAAUUAUCAGAUUGUUUGUUCUGCCUUCAACUCUCGUCAGGCUUCUGCUAUAUCUGAGAAUAUGCGAAGUUUGCUGAAGAAUGAAGGCACUAUUCCAACAGCCCACGCAAAAACAAUUUCAAGGAAAAGUAAUGGUUGGUAUAUAUGUAAUUUGGAUGAUAUUCAAGUUCACGUGAUGAGUGAAGAAUGCAGAGAAAGAUACGCCUUGGAAAUGCUAUGGAUGGAAGAUGAACAAAUUUCUGAAGAAGUUGAAGCUGAAAACGAUUAUCUAAUUCCAAAACCGAAAGAAAGUUCUUAA